AUGAGAUAUUCCAAUCCAAAAAUUAAGGUGCUAGCAAACAAUGGUGACUUCGUUAGUAAGGAUGACUCUAUUUGGUGGAGAGACGUCAUGACUAAUAAGAUUAACAUAGGAGGUAUGGAGGAAAGAUUCUCUAGUUUUGUCAAAUGCGGAGUUGGAAAUGGCAAUAAUAUUCUAUUCUGGGAUAGUAUUUGGUUGGGGAAUCAAACAAUUCGUUCCUCUUUUCCCGAUUUGUAUGAUCUUACAACUAAAAAACUAUCGUCUUUUGGAGAUAUUUUUCACGAGCAAGGUGACAUUCAUAGUUGGCAUGUUGACAGGGUGAUAGGUGGGAAUUCUGGUUCGGCUAUAGGUGGAAAUUCAGGUUUGGCUCAGGGUCGGCAGCGGCAUGUUUUUUAUGCUGCCAGCGUUUCUGCUCGAGAUCAAUGGAGAACUCUCCAUUCCAUGUUGCAGCCUAUUUCUCUAGAAGUAGAGGAUCUGGAUUCUUUUGAUUGGAUUCUAAAUCCAUCUGGCCUUUUCAUUGUUUCUUCUGUUCGGUUGGUAAUGGAGGAAGCCAAAGAUUUUGCUUGGCAAUCGAACACGAUCAGCUGGAUGAAAACUAUUUGGGCCCUUAAAAUUCCGUUAAAAGUACAGGUUUUUUCUUGGAGAUUCUUGGCCGGUAGAUUACCGUUAAGAGAUCAGUUGCUUCGUAGGAAUGUUCCUAAUAUUGCUUCCGUGAAUUGCCCUUUUUGUGAAACUCAAGCGGAGAAUUUGAAUCAUUUAUUCUUCGACUGCUCGAUGGCUAAAUUCAUAUGGGAAAGGAUUUUUGUUUGGUUGGGGGCUGGCCAAUUUUUAUCUCUUGCUGAUUUCAGGUCUUUCAGUGCAAUUCAGGAGAAAGUGAAGUUAGAAAUCAUUAAGGAGAAGAUCAACAUUGUGUGGAUUUCAACUAUAUGGAGCCUAUGGAAUAUGAGAAAUUCCAUGGUUUUUGAGAACCAUUUGUAUAGUUUUGAAUGGGUUUUUAACAGUGUUCUUUUUUUCUCUUGGAGAGGGGUGUCCCUAAGUCUUUCUUUGACCAAUUUUUGUUCUUAUGAUUGGUACAAAGUGCCCUUAAUAGGUGUCAGUUCUGUUUAG
Vicia villosa (hairy vetch) is the source of this 1104-nucleotide messenger RNA. RefSeq lists its product as uncharacterized. The coding region runs from base 1 to 1104 and encodes 367 amino acids. The transcript has a single exon. Lineage: Eukaryota; Viridiplantae; Streptophyta; Magnoliopsida; Fabales; Fabaceae. The record is from RefSeq and is a predicted model, not a curated record.